Guillardia theta CCMP2712 is the source of this 585-nucleotide messenger RNA. RefSeq lists its product as hypothetical. The record is from RefSeq and is a predicted model, not a curated record. Lineage: Eukaryota; Cryptophyceae; Pyrenomonadales; Geminigeraceae. The transcript has 6 exons. The coding region runs from base 1 to 585 and encodes 194 amino acids.
AUGUCGGUGGAUCGAAACUUCCUGAGUAAAGGUUGGCCCAAGAGGGGAGAGCAAUGGCUGACAGAUGUUCAGAGAUCGCUGGUGAAGUCUUCGACAAGGAUUCAAGAUACAUGCAUGCACCUGAUUGCAAGCGAGUACGAAGGCUUGAUGGACCUCGACGGUGGGCAAAGCGGAUGGACGAAUAUGCCUGCGGCGGUUUCAAGCGGAAGGAAUGCUCAAACAUCUCUGAUCCAGGCGUUCGCGGUUGCCACCGGUCUGGUUCACUUAGCGGAACCUAUGGAAGGAGAAACUAUGUCCUCCAGCCCUGCCCGUGCUGUGAGCACAUCCAUGAAGAAGAAACAGGACGCGAAGUUCGCUCAAACUGUCAAGGACCUUACUUCACAGCAUCUCCUCUUAGCUUCCUUCCGCCCCCCAAAGCCAGUCAUCCCCGCUGAACGCACGACCAAGGAGAGCGAAGGAGGAACGAGCCAGCAGCUUGUGGAAAUUCUCUCACGGAAGUCGGCCCGUGAGAUGGAAGCUUUCCAAGCGGUGCACGCAGCCAACAUGGCAGAGAACAAAUUGAGAGAAGCCCUGCAACCAAAGUGA